This is a messenger RNA of Microcebus murinus (gray mouse lemur), 2509 nucleotides long. The record is from RefSeq and is a predicted model, not a curated record. NCBI's taxonomy places the organism in Eukaryota, Metazoa, Chordata, Mammalia, Primates, Cheirogaleidae.
UAUCCCAGUCCGGGGCGGAAAGGGUGUGACUCCUCCCCCACCUCAGGUCUGGGGGCGGGGCCGCCGUGGCCCCGAGCCCUAUAAAUCUGCAGCCCACAAUCGCAAGCUGCCCCUUUAAGCCCCGCGGCGACCUCCGGCUGUCAACGCUUAGCUUCGGACCCUGGACCCUGAGUGCGGGCGCGGCGGACGCAUAGACGGAGACGAGGGACGGGGAGGCGGACGGCGACAGCAAGGACCCACAGACCCCUCGCCCAGGGAGCCCCUCGCGGCCUCCCAUCCCGGGGCGGGACGGGCGCGUGUCCCCGCGCGGCGGCGGAGCGUCCGGCCACUGCCCUCGCCGUCCCGCAUCCCUGCCUCCGCCAGCUGCCCCCGCCUGGGCGCGCGGGCGCCGCACCAGCCCGCAUGGAGGCCGUCGAGGCAGGGGCGCGGGCCACCUUCGGAGCCUGGGACUACGCGGUCUUCGCGCUCAUGCUGCUGGCGUCCGCCGGCAUCGGGCUGUGGGUCGGGCUGGCGGGCGGCGGGCAGCGCAGCGCCGAGGACUUCUUCACCGGGGGCCGGCGCCUGGCGGCCCUGCCCGUGGGGCUGUCGCUGGCCGCCAGCUUCAUGUCCGCCGUGCAGGUGCUGGGCGUGCCGGCCGAGGCCUACCGCUACGGCCUCAAGUUCCUCUGGAUGUGCCUGGGCCAGCUGCUCAACUCGCUGCUCACCGCCGCGCUCUUCCUGCCCGUCUUCUACCGCCUGGGCCUCACCAGCACCUACGAGUACCUGGAGCUGCGCUUCAGCCGCGCCGUGAGGCUCUGCGGGACGCUACAGUACCUGGUGGCCACCGUGAGUGGCCUCUGCCCUGCCGUCGCCCUGUCCAGAGUCCCGCCCCUUGCCUCAGGGCCCCGCCCACAUGGCGGCAUGAGGGCCGUGGUUUGGACGGACGUGUUCCAGGUUCGCGCCCUGUCCCCACCCAGUUUUGACCCUGACCCAAGGAGCCGCUACACAUUCUGGACAUUGGCGGUGGGCGGCACGUUGCUGUGGCUGUCCAUGUACGGCGUGAACCAGGCUCAGGUGCAGCGCUACGUGGCCUGCCGCUCGGAGAGGCAGGCCAAGCUCGCCCUGCUCGUCAACCAGCUGGGCCUCUUCCUGAUCGUGUCCAGCGCCGCCGUCUGCGGCGUCGUCAUGUUCGCGUUCUACAGCGGCUGCGACCCUCUGCUGGCCGGGCGCAUCUCCGCCCCUGACCAGUACAUGCCACUGCUGGUGCUGGACAUCUUCGGUGGCCUGCCGGGCGUCCCCGGGCUCUUCCUGGCCUGCGCCUACAGCGGGACCCUCAGCACGGCGUCCACCAGCAUCAACGCCAUGGCUGCUGUCACCAUGGAAGACCUCGUCAAGCCACGGCUGCCAAACCUGGCACCCAGGACCCUCGUGAUUGUCUCCAAGGGGCUCUCGAUCAUCUACGGCUCGGCCUGUCUCACCGUGGCGGCCCUGUCCUCCCUGCUGGGGGGCGGCGUCCUCCAGGGCUCCUUCACGGUCAUGGGUGUCAUCAGCGGCCCGCUGCUGGGAGCCUUCGUGCUGGGCAUGUUCCUGCCCGCGAGCAACACGCCGGGCGUCCUCGCCGGGCUGGGCGCCGGCCUGGCGCUGUCCCUGUGGGUGGCCGUGGGGGCCACGCUGUACCCGCCCAGCGCACAGACCAUGGGGGUCCUGCCGUCCUCCGCCGCCCGCUGCCUGGCUCCCUCGGCCAACGCCUCGGGCCUCCCGGGCCCGCUGCUCCCCGCUGCCCAGGCCCUCAACAGCAGCUCGGGAACGGACCUCGGCCGCCCCGCCUUGGCUGACAGCUUCUACGCCAUCUCUUACCUGUACUACGGCGCGCUGGGCACGCUGGCCACCGUGCUGUGCGGGGCCCUGGUCAGCUGCCUGACAGGCCCCACCAAGCGCAGCGCCCUGCGCCCCGGCUUGCUGUGGUGGGACCUGGCGCGGCAGACGGCCUCAGUGGCCCCCAAGGAGGAAGUCGCCGCCCUGGACGACAGCUUGGUGAAGGGUGUUGAAGAACUGUCCCUUGGAACCAAGAAGCCCCCUGGCUUACUGGUCGCCGAAGAGGACCGCGUGGUCUUCCUGGGGCAGAAGGAGCUGGAGGGGACUAGUUCCUGGCCCCCCCGCAGUGGAUGUGAUGGUGACAAUCUACGAGAGACAAACCUUUGACUGCAGGGUCAGCCCUGGACAGGACGGACCCUCUGGGAUGGAACCUCACAGGAGGCCAGCCAAUCCCAGGCCAUCGGCUAAUGGUCUUGGGCUCUGAUUGGCUGGACUACCUUGUAUGCAAAGGAGCUCAGGCCUGCUCAUUUGCAUAGGACUAGUCAUUUCAUCCCACCACCUGCUUCUAGCCCCCCCAGCCACAGGUGCUGCACCCCUGCCGCCCCCGACACGGCUGGGUUUUUCUCUAUCUGCAAUGAAAGAUGUUCGGCCGGGCGCGGCGGCUCACGCCUGUAAUCCCAGCACUCUGGGAGGCCGAGGUGGGAGGAUCGCUCGA